Molecule: messenger RNA, 1566 nt
Organism: Salvelinus sp. IW2-2015
Lineage: Eukaryota; Metazoa; Chordata; Actinopteri; Salmoniformes; Salmonidae
Source: RefSeq, a predicted model, not a curated record
CCAUCUUCCUGGGCUCGUUCCGUAUGCCCUACGAGGAGAUUAAGAACGUCAUCCUGGAGAUCAACGAGAAGCUGCUUUCUGAGUCCAUGGUGCAGAAUCUGAUCAAGCAGUUGCCGGAACAGGAGACGCUGAAUGUUCUGGGGGAGAUGAAGGAUGAGUAUGAAGACCUGGCAGAGGCCGAGCAGUUUGGAGUGGUGAUGUCGACAGUGAAGCGUCUGAAGCCUCGGCUGACGGCCAUCUUGUUCCGGCUGCAGUUUGACGAGCAGCUAAACAACAUCAAGCCGGACGUGGUGUCCGUGACGGCGGCCUGCGAGGAACUGAAGAAGAGCACCACCUUCUCCCAGCUGCUGCAGAUCAUCCUGCUGGUGGGCAACUACAUGAACGCCGGUUCCCGCAACGCCAAGGCCUURGGAUUCAGCAUCAGCUACCUCUGCAAGCUGCGGGACACCAAGACAACUGACCUGAAGCAGACUCUCCUGCACUUCCUGGUUGACGUGUGUCAGGAGCAGUACCCCGACGUCCUGAUGUUCCCCGAUGAACUUGUUCACGUAGAGAAGGCCAGCCGAGUGUCGGCCGAGACCCUGCAGAAGACCCUGGUGCAGAUGGGCUGUGUGUUGAAGACUCUGGAAAAGGAUCUGGAGACCUUUCCUCCUCCACAGAGUGACAGGGACAUGUUUGUGGAGAAAAUGACUACCUUUGUGGCCAGUGCCAGAGAGCAACAUGAGAAGUUGGAAAUGAUGCAUAAUAACAUGGAGAAGCAGUACUCUGACCUGGGGAACUACUUUGUGUUCGACCCUCGCAAGAUUUCUGUCGAAGAGUUCUUCGGUGACCUCAACAACUUCAAGAACAUGUUCCAGCAAGCGGUGAAGGAGAAUGCGAAGGGUGAUGAGACUGGUAUCAUGGACGACCUGAUGGAGGCGCUGCAGUCUGGUGCUGCCUUCAGGAGGAAGAGAGGACCACGACAAGCUGCCAACCGGAGAGCUGGUCAUGCAGUGACGAACAUCUUGGCCAAAGAGUUGAUGCAGGAGGACACCACGCCCCGCUUCAGCAAACCACCCAAUAAGAAGACCAAGAUAGCGCAGAAGGAGGAGCCUAGCAUAGAGGGGGCUAGUAUAGACGGGGCGGGGUCACUAGAGGACCUCUUAGAGGACAGUCUAUCACGGUCCAAUUAAAGGAGAUGGGUAGAAGUUUGCCCUUAGCCACAGAUCUAGGAUCAGCUCAUCUUACCCAUAUCCUAACCUUAACCAUAGAGAAAUAUAGAAACUGUCCUUCAAUCAGUGUCUAAGGGCAACUUCAUCCUCCUGCCAGUUGAAGGAGGAGUCUGUGCCCAUUGUCCUUCUUGGGACCACCGGAUUGGACAUACUGGGACUGAAGGAGCCAAUGGGUGAGGGCGGAGCUCUCACCAUGACACAGCCCCAGGGUUUUCCACGCUGAGGGAUGACUCUUUGCCAUAUAAACAUAUCCCUGUUCAAGCAUCAGCAUCUGCACACAUCCACUGCACUCUGUCUCUCUCUAUUUCUCUCACACACAUACACUGCACUCUGUCUCUCUCUAUUUCUCUCACAC